Messenger RNA from Stegostoma tigrinum, 4827 nucleotides. Its product is annotated as hemicentin-1-like. Lineage: Eukaryota; Metazoa; Chordata; Chondrichthyes; Orectolobiformes; Stegostomatidae. The record is from RefSeq and is a predicted model, not a curated record. The coding region runs from base 1 to 4827 and encodes 1608 amino acids. The transcript is spliced from 22 exons.
AUGUGCAACGGACAGCGGAAAGAUCUGGAAUGGAAUAGCGCUUCAGUUCGGAUUGUAACAACCAGAGAUGAUUCAUCUUGUAGCUACAUCUGUACAGCGCGGAAUUCUGUCAGCUCCGGGGAUUCUAAACCCAAACACAUUAAUAUACAGUAUGUGCCAAGAGAUUUUAAGAUUUGGAAGAGUGUGAAUGGUGACAGUAAGAGAGACCUAACUGCAGUGAACGAGGGAGAUACUGUGAAUAUUAGCUGUAUCAGUCAGAAGAGUGACCCUGCAGUCUCAGGCUACAGCUGGUACAGCCACUCUCAGAACAAGCGAGUCGACGGAAACAUCCUGCUGUUUGAAAGCAUCAGCAAGCCAGAGAGUGGAGAUUAUCAGUGCGAGGCAAGAAACAACAUUGGGGCAGGGAACUCAGAGACCAUUACCAUCAGGGUCCAGUAUGCGCCGACCAGUGUCCAAAUCACACACCCACAGAUAGUUCGUGCUGGGGAUGUGGUGCAGCUCCGCUGUGUAUCUGAUGGCCAUCCGCCUGUACGUUUCUUUCGCUGGCAGAAGGAGUGUCCAUCCGACUCGAUGUCUCUCUGCCCCGGUCUCUCUCAAUGUUCGGUCUCCGCUGCAGUGGAAGAUGCUGCUUGUAACUAUAUCUGUUCUGCGAGGAACUCCGUGGGAGUAAAGGACUCCGAUCCUGUACGACUGAAUAUCCAGUAUGCGCCGACCAGUGUCCAAAUCACACACCCACAGAUAGUUCGUGCUGGGGAUGUGGUGCAGCUCCGCUGUGUAUCUGAUGGCCAUCCGCCUGUACGUUUCUUUCGCUGGCAGAAGGAGUGUCCAUCCGACUCGAUGUCUCUCUGCCCCGGUCUCUCUCAAUGUUCGGUCUCCGCUGCAGUGGAAGAUGCUGCUUGUAACUAUAUCUGUUCUGCGAGGAACUCCGUGGGAGUAAAGGACUCCGAUCCUGUACGACUGAAUAUCCAGUAUGCGCCGACCAGUGUCCAAAUCACACACCCACAGAUAGUUCGUGCUGGGGAUGUGGUGCAGCUCCGCUGUGUAUCUGAUGGCCAUCCGCCUGCACGUUUCUUUCGCUGGCAGAAGGAGUGUCCAUCCGACUCGAUGUCUCUCUGCCCCGGUCUCUCUCAAUGUUCGGUCUCCGCUGCAGUGGAAGAUGCUGCUUGUAACUAUAUCUGUUCUGCGAGGAACUCCGUGGGAGUAAAGGACUCCGAUCCUGUACGACUGAAUAUCCAGUAUGCGCCGACCAGUGUCCAAAUCACACACCCACAGAUAGUUCGUGCUGGGGAUGUGGUGCAGCUCCGCUGUGUAUCUGAUGGCCAUCCGCCUGUACGUUUCUUUCGCUGGCAGAAGGAGUGUCCAUCCAACUCGAUGUCUCUCUGCCCCGGUCUCUCUCAAUGUUCGGUCUCCGCUGCAGUGGAAGAUGCUGCUUGUAACUAUAUCUGUUCUGCGAGGAACUCCGUGGGAGUAAAGGACUCCGAUCCUGUACGACUGAAUAUCCAGUACGGCCCGAGAAACGUGGAGAUUAUUUCAGUGGAUACAGUGACGGAGGGGACCGAGAUCACACUAACAUGUCGCAGCGAAGCCUAUCCCAAGGUUAAUAGGUACAGCUGGAGGAAAAUGUGCAACGGAAAGCGGACACGUCUGCAAAGAUAUUCCUCCUCAGUUCAGAUUCAAAUGACCAGGGAUGAUGCAUCUUGCAGCUACAUCUGUACAGCGCGGAAUUCUGUCAGCUUCGGGGAUUCUAAACCCAAACACAUUAAUAUACAGUAUGCCCCACGAGAUGUUACCGUCGUUCGCUUUGGGCCACAGCGAGAUGUGAAGGAUGGAGACCGGGUGACCCUGACCUGUAACUCCAGGAGUAAUCCGGAAGCUGUUUACACCUGGUUUAAGGACAAUGUGAACAGAGCAGCUCACAAGGGGACAGGGAAAGUCCUGACCAUUCGCUCCAUCAGCCCAACGCAUUCUGGAGAUUAUUACUGCAAAGCGGAAAACCAAUUUGGAAACUCCACCUCAAACAGCUUCAGGAUCGAGGUGCUCUACGGCCCAAGAAACGUGGAGGUUUUUUCAGUGGAUACAGUGACGGAGAGGACCGAGAUCACUCUAACAUGUCGCAGUGAAGCCAAUCCCAGGCCGAAGAGUUACAGCUGGAUCAAAAUGUGCAACGGACAGCGGACAGAUCUGGAAUGGAAUAGCGCUUCAGUUCGGAUUGUAACAACCAGAGAUGAUUCAUCUUGUAGCUACAUCUGUACAGCGCGGAAUUCUGUCAGCUCCGGGGAUUCUAAACCCAAACACAUUAAUAUACAGUAUGUGCCAAGAGAUUUUAAGAUUUGGAAGAGUGUGAAUGGUGACAGUAAGAGAGACCUAACUGCAGUGAACGAGGGAGAUACUGUGAAUAUUAGCUGUAUCAGUCAGAAGAGUGACCCUGCAGUCUCAGGCUACAGCUGGUACAGCCACUCUCAGAACAAGCGAGUCGACGGAAACAUCCUGCUGUUUGAAAGCAUCAGCAAGCCAGAGAGUGGAGAUUAUCAGUGCGAGGCAAGAAACAACAUUGGGGCAGGGAACUCAGAGACCAUUACCAUCAGGGUCCAGUAUGCGCCGACCAGUGUCCAAAUCACACACCCACAGAUAGUUCGUGCUGGGGAUGUGGUGCAGCUCCGCUGUGUAUCUGAUGGCCAUCCGCCUGUACGUUUCUUUCGCUGGCAGAAGGAGUGUCCAUCCGACUCGAUGUCUCUCUGCCCCGGUCUCUCUCAAUGUUCGGUCUCCGCUGCAGUGGAAGAUGCUGCUUGUAACUAUAUCUGUUCUGCGAGGAACUCCGUGGGAGUAAAGGACUCCGAUCCUGUACGACUGAAUAUCCAGUAUGCGCCGACCAGUGUCCAAAUCACACACCCACAGAUAGUUCGUGCUGGGGAUGUGGUGCAGCUCCGCUGUGUAUCUGAUGGCCAUCCGCCUGUACGUUUCUUUCGCUGGCAGAAGGAGUGUCCAUCCGACUCGAUGUCUCUCUGCCCCGGUCUCUCUCAAUGUUCGGUCUCCGCUGCAGUGGAAGAUGCUGCUUGUAACUAUAUCUGUUCUGCGAGGAACUCCGUGGGAGUAAAGGACUCCGAUCCUGUACGACUGAAUAUCCAGUAUGCCCCACGAGAUGUUACCGUUGUUCACACUGAGCCACAGCGAGAGGUGAAGGAUGGAGACCGGGUGUCCUUGAACUGUAACUCCAGGAGUAAUCCGGAAGCUGUUUACACCUGGUUUAAGGACAAUGUGAACAGAGCAGCUCACAAGGGGACAGGGAAAGUCCUGACUAUUCGCUCCAUCAGCCGAACAGAUUCUGGAGAUUAUUACUGCAAAGCGGAAAACUGGAUUGGAGCCUCCACCUCAAACAGCUUCAGGAUCGAGGUGCUCUACGGCCCAAGAAACGUGGAGGUUUUUUCAGUGGAUACAGUGACGGAGAGGACCGAGAUCACACUAACAUGUCGCAGUGAAGCCAAUCCCAGGCCGAAGAGUUACUGCUGGAUCAAAAUGUGCAACGGACAGCGGACGGAUCUGGAAUGGAAUACCGCUUCAGUUCGGAUUGUAACAACCAGAGAUGAUGCAUCUUGUAGCUACGUCUGUACAGCGCGGAAUUCUGUCAGCUCCGGGGAUUCUAACCCCAAACACAUUAAUAUACAGUAUGCGCCAACCAGUGUCCAAAUCACACACCCACAGAUAGUUCGUGCUGGGGAUGUGGUGCAGCUCCGCUGUGUAUCUGAUGGCCAUCCGCCUGUACGUUUCUUUCGCUGGCAGAAGGAGUGUCCAUCCGACUCGAUGUCUCUCUGCCCCGGUCUCUCUCAAUGUUCGGUCUCCGCUGCAGUGGAAGAUGCUGCUUGUAACUAUAUCUGUUCUGCGAGGAACUCCGUGGGAGUAAAGGACUCCGAUCCUGUACGACUGAAUAUCCAGUAUGCCCCUCGGAACAUGAAGGUGUUGAUCACUCCAUUGAACAGUACGAUAAACGAAGGUGACAAUAUCACCCUGAGCUGUACCAGUGACAGCAACCCGCCACCCAGCUGGUACAAAUGGACACGGAGAAAGGGAGAGGAGACUGAGGCUCUGGAAUCGUCUGAGAGAGACCUGACCUUGUACAGAGUCACUCGCAAACAGGAGGGUGUGUACUCCUGCCAGGCGGGGAACACCGUCGGUGCCAACAGAUCAGAGGAAUGCAGGAUAGAGAUUAGGAAAAGCUCAUUUGGACUCAUAAUUGGAAUUUGCAUGGCACCGCUGGCCUUCAUAAUCACAAUGGUUUUAGUGAUUGUGUGUUACAGAAGGAAACAGAAUACGUGUGAUUGUAGCAGCCAACAACGCACUGAAGGAACAAACACUGCACACAGUGUGGUCAUGAAACAUAUCCAGGUGAAGGAGAAGACGGUCUAUGAAAAUAUGGUGAUGACCGAGUGCACGGACUCUCAGAGACACUCCGCACCAGACGGAUGUGUGGAGUAUGCGACCAUUAACUUUGCGAGCAGCUCCCAGAUGCCGGCGGGGCAGAAGCAAACAGGAGCGGCGUGGGGGAAAGGGAAGAAAGUUCUAAGAACAAGUUCUGACAACGAUCCCAUAGUUGUUUACAGCUUGAUAAAGAAGGCAUCAUCUCAGGUGAACGAGACGAACGUCUAUGAAAAUAUGGUGAUGACCGGGCGCACGGACUCUCAGGCGCACUCCCCGCCAGACGGAUGUGUAGAGUAUGCAACCAUUAACUUUGUGAGCAGCUCCCAGACCCCAGGGGGGCAGAAGCCAAGUGGCUCGUGUCAGAAAGAGUUUGUGAGAGAGAAACUUCCAGAGACUGCAGACAGAAGGCUGUGA